AGGUCCGAGUUCGCCCGGGGCCCGGGAGGCUUCGUGAGGGGAUGGCCAUCCAAGGGCGGUUUCUAUGUCUUGGGACCUUGCUUUGGCGUUGAACUGGAAUUUCUAGGACUGGACCGAUUCCAUAAUACCCCUCGCCCAUCUAUAUCUAAUCCCACCGCCGCUGCUGAUGAAGAAGAGAUGCAUUGCAAUAAAAUGCGACAGCUAGGUGCUACUUGGUGGAAGAACGAAUAUGAGUAUAUGAAGAAUGCUAUUGAACCCGAGUCGACCGACGGCAUUGUCUUAACAGUCGGCUGGCCAGCGGGAGGUGGAGUAUGGGUUCUAGCAGUGCCACCAAUAAGGGCUAGAGUAAUAGGUGCUGCUAUCAUUCAUAAUGCUUACAAUAUGGAAGAACGGUGCAAGGUAAUUGAGCAGUUGGGGGGG
This is a messenger RNA of Trichoderma virens Gv29-8, 420 nucleotides long. RefSeq lists its product as uncharacterized. Lineage: Eukaryota; Fungi; Ascomycota; Sordariomycetes; Hypocreales; Hypocreaceae. The annotation marks the transcript as partial. The transcript has 2 exons. The record is from RefSeq and is a predicted model, not a curated record.